CGCGAGCGUCCGCGACCCCGCGCGGGGCUCCGGCGCCGGCUCCAUGGCGACCGGCCUGGGGGAGCCGGUCUACGGACUUUCGGAGGACGAGGGAGAGUCCCGUAUUCUCAGAGUGAAAGUUGUUUCUGGAAUUGAUCUCGCCAAGAAGGACAUCUUUGGAGCCAGUGAUCCAUAUGUGAAACUGUCUUUGUACGUAGCAGAUGAGAAUAGAGAACUCGCUUUGGUUCAGACAAAAACAAUUAAAAAGACGCUGAACCCAAAAUGGAAUGAGGAAUUUUAUUUUAGAGUAAACCCAUCCAAUCACAGACUCCUGUUUGAAGUAUUUGAUGAAAACAGAUUGACGCGAGACGACUUCCUGGGCCAGGUCGACGUGCCCCUCAGCCACCUUCCGACAGAAGACCCAACCAUGGAGCGACCCUAUACGUUUAAGGAUUUUCUCCUCAGACCAAGAAGUCAUAAAUCUCGAGUUAAGGGAUUUUUGCGAUUGAAAAUGGCCUACAUGCCGAAAAAUGGAGGUCAAGAUGAAGAAAAUAGUGAACAGAGGGAAGACAUGGAGCAUGGCUGGGACGUGGCUGACUCCAAUGACUCAGCUUCCCAGCACCAGGAGGAGCUCGCGCCACCGCCUCUGCCCCCCGGCUGGGAAGAAAAGGUGGACAAUUUAGGUCGUACUUACUACGUCAACCACAACAACCGGACCACCCAGUGGCACCGCCCGAGCCUGAUGGAUGUGUCCUCCGAGUCGGAGAGCAACAUCAGGCAGAUCAACCAGGAAGCCGCGCACCGGCGCUUCCGCUCCCGCAGGCAUAUCAGCGAGGACCUGGAACCCGAGCCCAGCGAGGGGGGCGGUGAUGGCUCCGAGCCUUGGGAGACCAUUUCAGAAGAAGUGCACAGUGCUGGAGACGCCCUCAGUCUGGCACUGCCCCCGCCGCCAGCCUCCCCCGUGUCUCGGACCAGCCCUCAGGAGCUGUCUGAGGAGCUGAGCAGAAGGCUUCAGAUCACCCCAGACUCCAACGGCGAGCAGUUCAGUUCUUUGAUUCAGCGGGAGCCGUCUUCACGCCUGCGGUCCUGCAGUGUCACCGACGCCGUUGCUGAGCAGACGCACCUUCCACCGCCCGGUGGCCCGGCUAGGAGAGCACGUUCCUCAACCGUCACAGGCGGUGAAGAGCCAACGCCAUCAGUGGCCUAUGUACACACUACGCCGGGCCUCCCUUCAGGCUGGGAAGAAAGAAAAGACGCAAAGGGACGUACAUACUAUGUCAAUCAUAACAAUCGAACCACAACUUGGACUCGGCCUAUCAUGCAGCUUGCAGAAGAUGGCGCCUCUGGAUCCACCUCAAACAGUAGCAACCAUCUAAUCGAGCCCCAGAUUCGCCGGCCUCGUAGCCUGAGCUCGCCAACAGUAACUUUAUCUGCCCCACUGGAGGGUGCCAAGGACUCACCCAUACGUCGAGCUGUGAAAGAUACCCUUUCCAAUCCACAGUCCCCACAACCAUCACCUUACAACUCCCCCAAACCACAACACAAAACCACACAGAGCUUCCUGCCACCCGGCUGGGAAAUGAGGAUUGCGCCAAACGGCCGGCCCUUCUUCAUUGACCAUAACACAAAGACGACAACGUGGGAAGAUCCGCGCCUGAAAUUUCCAGUCCAUAUGCGGUCAAAGGCAUCUUUAAACCCCAAUGACCUUGGCCCUCUUCCUCCUGGUUGGGAAGAAAGAAUUCACUUGGAUGGCCGAACAUUUUAUAUUGAUCAUAAUAGCAAAAUUACUCAGUGGGAAGACCCAAGACUUCAGAACCCUGCGAUCACUGGUCCGGCUGUUCCUUACUCCAGAGAAUUUAAGCAGAAAUAUGACUACUUUAGGAAGAAAUUAAAGAAACCGGCUGAUAUUCCAAACAGAUUUGAAAUGAAACUUCACAGGAAUAACAUAUUUGAAGAAUCCUACCGGAGAAUCAUGUCUGUGAAGAGACCAGAUGUCCUGAAAGCUCGACUGUGGAUUGAAUUCGAAUCAGAAAAGGGUCUUGACUACGGGGGCGUGGCCAGAGAAUGGUUCUUUCUGCUGUCCAAGGAAAUGUUCAACCCCUACUACGGCCUCUUUGAGUACUCAGCAACAGACAACUACACGCUUCAGAUCAAUCCCAAUUCAGGCUUGUGCAAUGAGGACCACCUGUCCUAUUUCACAUUCAUCGGAAGAGUCGCUGGUCUGGCAGUAUUUCACGGGAAGCUUCUCGAUGGUUUCUUCAUUAGACCGUUUUACAAGAUGAUGUUGGGGAAGCAAAUAACGCUGAAUGACAUGGAGUCCGUGGACAGUGAAUAUUACAACUCUUUGAAAUGGAUCUUAGAAAACGACCCUACUGAGCUGGACCUAAUGUUCUGCAUCGAUGAAGAAAACUUCGGGCAGACUUAUCAAGUGGAUCUGAAGCCCAAUGGAUCAGAAAUCAUGGUCACCAAUGAAAACAAAAGAGAAUAUAUUGACCUGGUCAUCCAGUGGCGAUUCGUGAACAGGGUCCAGAAGCAGAUGAACGCCUUCCUGGAGGGAUUCACAGAACUGCUGCCUAUUGAUUUGAUUAAAAUCUUCGAUGAAAAUGAACUGGAGUUGCUGAUGUGUGGCCUUGGGGACGUGGACGUGAAUGACUGGAGGCAGCAUUCUAUUUACAAGAACGGCUACUGCCCGAACCACCCUGUCAUCCAGUGGUUCUGGAAGGCUGUGCUGCUGAUGGACGCCGAGAAGCGAAUCCGACUCCUGCAGUUUGUCACGGGGACGUCCCGCGUACCUAUGAACGGAUUUGCCGAGCUCUACGGUUCCAAUGGUCCUCAGCUGUUUACAAUAGAGCAAUGGGGGAGUCCUGAAAAACUGCCCAGAGCUCACACAUGCUUUAACCGCCUUGAUUUACCUCCGUAUGAAACCUUUGAAGAUUUACGAGAGAAGCUCCUCAUGGCUGUGGAAAACGCUCAAGGGUUUGAGGGGGUGGAUUAGUGGCCCCUGGCCUCGAGCGGGUGUUCGUCCAGCAAGCCCUGCCUGCACUUUCGCAUUUGCUGACAGACAUUGCAGAGACCACGCAGAAGAGCAGUGGCCGGGCCGGGGAGCCCUGAGCCGCCUGCGCCGGAGACUUGCCCGAGCCCAGCGGAACCCAGUCCGGGGCGCGUUCCUGCAUUUUCCACUACAAAUUAUCAACUGGUUGAUGUGUCCACGAAUAUCAUUUCAGGAGGACUUAACUCUAUUUAUGUUGUGCCUCUGUAGGCCAAGCCCUUAAUAAAUAUUUUACAUACUUUAUAAUGACAAUGAAUGGAAUUAAUCAUGCUACAGGUAUAGUAUUACGACUCAUGUUUACUUUUUCAAAUGAUUUAGACCGAUUUUCAGAUUUUAUUUCAUUACGAUUAAAGAUGUCUCAUGUACUUGGAAAGCGAGCAUAUUUUUUUUUGUAUUUGAAUUUCAUACCAGGCUUAAUGUCAGUGACAUUUUUAUUUUUGAAGGACUUUGACACCCCCACCCCUACUUUAUUAGCACCGGAAGACUGAUUUUUGUCAACAAACCUCCUACAGAUGAGUACUUUUCACAGAAUUUAAGAUAUGACAGUAGCCAUCAUGAUCAUUUUUUUUUCCAUACUCAGAAUGAAAACAAACUGGAUAUUACAUUUUUUUGGGACAAAUUGAGCAUAAUAGCUCCAGGCCGAGAGAAGUGAACACAGCAUGACAAAUUUUGUGUUGACCUGAAGGAAUCACACCAUUAUUCCUCAGAAGUGAUCACGUGCGCCAGCGACACCCGAGAUGGGGUGGACUGUUAUUUCUCCUCCGAGAAAUGACUUGACCCCUCCCAACACUGUACAGUCAUCCAUUUAUUCUAUUUUCUCUUUGCUGUUUGUAGUAGCGACGUUUGGAUGAAACUUGGCCCUGCUCAGUCUGAAGCUGUGGAAACCAGAUUUGCUUAGUCUGUUAUUAGUGCGCAUUUGCUGAUGGUAGCCGAUAACCCAUUUUUGUUCCGGCCAAUCCGAUUCUGAAGGCACUUUAUGUUCCCCCUGGAGGUCCUAGCUGGUUCUGUUGAUGUUUCGUUCUUUAUCAGAAACAUGAAAUGUGGUGAUUUCCUCUCGCUGCACACCCGGUGCCAGUGCAGUUGUGACUCUGGCUGCUGGUGUAGAAACCCCCGUGUAAGCCGAGGUGCACCUGCCCUCCCAAUUGUCUUGCGGCUUCCACUCACCUACGAAGGUUCAUUCAAUAGACACUUGCUCUCCCGGGUUUUGUUCCCUGUGACUCGUUGCAUGCUCCGAUGCCUCCCUGCCCGAGUGUCUCUUCUGUGCUGGUUGGAAAGUGAGAGCAGCUGUGAAGCUGCUGGUGGUGCAGGAUCGAGGGGGCGGUGCAGUGACCCUGUUCGUUCUCCCUGUGGAUCUAUGUCCUGUUUGCAGAGAGGCCUGAGGCAGUGUGGGGGCCCAGCAGCCCCACUGUCCUCUCGAACCCAGUUGACCUGCUCCCUGUUGUGGCCGUCAAGGGACACCAGAGAUUCGAUCAUUUGCCAGUUGUAGCUAAGACCAAAAUUAUUGUGAGUCCAAGGCCUCCUUUUGAGAGCAGAAAUUCAUGCGUCCUCAGCUCCAGGGGGCCCAUGAGAAGCUAUCAAUGUCCAUGGUUGUAAAUGAGUUGUCCAAAAGGGUGUUAGGGCCUGGUUGUUGAGAAAGUGGAUUUCUAUAAAGCCAAGUAUUGGCGACUGUUUCAUAGGGAAUUUAAAAUACCCACUAGUAUCAGAAAACAUAGAUAGAUGUUGAGUACUUAGAAAAGCAGUGUUCUUAAUCGUUUCUCUGUUGCUGGAAUGCCUUCCCUUCUAGCCAUAUAACCCCCUCCUCCCGCCCCUCAUCGUCCAGACUCAGCUUUGUUAGGACUCAGGCCAGAGCCUGGGUGAUCACGUCAUUGUGUGUGGGGCGGGGGAGGAACCCAAGGCUUCUAGGCUAAGAGUUGGGGAUCUUCUGACAUUUAUAAACUCUUAAUCAGAAUAUUCACUAAUGUAAAUUUACCAGAGCAUUGGAAAUUUGAAAGAAAACCCAUUUUAAGGCCAUUUGGAAGUCAGGGACAGAUAACAUCCAUUGACAUAGCCCUGGACUGUGCAUCUACCCCAAUGCCUGCUGACAGUGACAGCGAAGUGUGUGCUAGGUCUGGGGUGGGGGAGGGGGAUUGUUUUUUAAUCAAAGGUUCCCUGGAAUACUUACUGAUCUUAUUUAAAUUCUGAUGGUCACGCUCCUUCAUCCUCAUGUAAUUGGGUAAAGAGGGUCAUUCCUGGGCCCCACUUGCCCGCCCCUCCCCGGCAGCAGGCCUGGGGCAAAAAUCCAGGGUCCUUUGCAGCAACUCUGAUCCCUGGUCCAGGGCCUCUAGGACCUCUCUGUUCACAGAGCGUAACCUUAGCCCGGUUUCUUUGGUCUGAAAACGAGAUGUUUCUCAUGGGCCACUUUGCCCUGCGGCUAAGAAAUUCCAGCAUGGAUGUGGGUUCUUACUGCUGCCUCUUUGCCUGGGUAUUUCUGUUCUUGCCCCCUGUUGGCCUGAAGCUGAAUUUGGACAUUCUGCCCCGCGGGGUUAACUUCUGGUGGUGCCUGCUCUUACCUGCUACCUCUGGAUCAGGAAGCAAUGAGGCAAGUGUCUGCUGGAGAGUUAAUUUCCACAUCAGUGCUCUUUGUGCAAAACCUUUUCCAUGGCUGGCUUUCCUGGAGCGAUCUCCCCGCCCCAACCCCCCCAGCCACAGGAGGGAAGAUGAGUCCUCAUUUUGUUUCCAGGCCCUUUGGAGGCCGCCAUCAAAUACUGCCUGAUACCCCAAGGCAAAUGGUGUAAAGCAACCUGACGUGGAUGAUUUCUCCCACAUAGAAAUGGUUUACUGAGUUUUUGAACCAUUUUCUACAUCGCGCGUUGUUAAAUAAACAACACGAUACUCUUGCUGUUUCAUCUUGCCACUUACAAAUGCAUCUUUUUUGUUCAUAUACCGCAAGCUUCUAAUUGUUUAACAGUUACUACUUCACUUUAGUGUUUUCCUAAGUCUUGAAUCUGCGUCUAAAAUUUUGCAAUCUAUAAAGUUCUGCAGUCCUCAAGACCCUUCCCACUGCAUUAGCUCUUCCUCUGCCUCUUCCCUCACCUUAACUGCACCCAGGAACUGAAGGGAGGCGGAGAUGCCAUCUAGUGUCAUUUUCUGCCUCGCCAGUAGGGAGCGCUAAUGUGCAGGGUAACCUCCCCUAAGGAGAUUAUGAGCUACCUCUGUCGACUUCUGGCUUUGGGGUACAUCAUAAGUCACGUCAAAACUGCCAAUUUCAGGCCUCCACUUUGUACUUUAGAUUUUAAAACGGUGAAGAAAAUGUGAUAUACUUCGGACCACUUUUUUUAAUUUAUCUAAGCCUUAAUCAAGUGUCUGCACCUGCACACGCUCCCCGCCCCUCCAACCCCCAGGAUGUCAGAGACUGAGCUGCAGCCUUAGGACACACCUGACAACAUAAUGUUUUACAGAAAAGGACAGCUUUCUGUUGAUGUGGAGUUUUCCAAGAAAGCCUCUCCCCAGACAUCCAUUCUUUGUUCAAGAUGUUACAUGCCAAGCGAUGUGUGGUUCAAACCUGUGUCUUUUUAUCUGUUGGUUUUGUCUGUAAAGAGUAAUAAUGACUGGAAAAGUGUUCGGCUACAGACCUCCAUGUACUGCAGUCUCUACUUGGCAGAAGUGCAUCAAAGCCUUUGUCAUGCCCAGACCUGUGUCUGCAGACACCUGUGCCCACGCCAGCCCUCCCUCUGGCCCAGCUCACCUGGAUGAUCAGGGUUCCUCUCAUGGCAACUCUGGCAACUUUGUUCUUCCUAUUACGUAUGUGAUGUCUGUACACACAUAUGUACUCAUGCUGUCCAAAUAUAUGUAUAUAUUUGUAUAGCAUUUUUACACCUUUUUUGAGUGUUCUGGUUUUGAAUGGGAGCGUAAACACUGUCCCUCCAGGCUUUGCCCUAAGAAUUCUGGCCCUCAGAGUCCAGGAGAACCCCAAGAAGAUGAUGUUAAUUUGCUGCCAUCUCUUAAUUGAGCAUCUGUACUCAAUGGAACAUAAGAAAGAAAAACAGUGACGUUUAAGGUGGAAAGAGUUUCAAGCAUUCCAAAUGAAUUGUCAAUGUUUCAUAACUUUUUAUGAAAACCCCCUUCCUAAUAAAAAGCCAAGUACUAUUUGAUACAAUGAUUAAAAACCAAACUGCUUUGACAUUUUUUAAAGACAACUUAAGGAUAAUGCUCAUUUUCACAAUCAGAAGAGCUUUCAAAUAUGGUUGAAUUUGAUACACAGGGAAAAGCUUAAGAACUCCUUUUUGUUUUUCAUUUUUCUUAAGAGCUCUAAGACAAAUUGUGGUUUGUUAUCCUGAUGGCAAAAGAGUAAUAAUGUCACAAAAUGAAGUCAUUGUAAAGAAGUGAUGCAACUUGUCAAAUAUUUAAUAAAGAUUAUGGACGCUGGAACAUUUUCUACAUCGAG
Messenger RNA from Condylura cristata (star-nosed mole), 7451 nucleotides. RefSeq names its product neural precursor cell expressed, developmentally down-regulated 4-like, E3 ubiquitin protein ligase (gene NEDD4L). Gene Ontology annotation, biological process: ubiquitin-dependent protein catabolic process; regulation of dendrite morphogenesis. The coding region runs from base 44 to 2974 and encodes 976 amino acids. The transcript has 31 exons. The record is from RefSeq and is a predicted model, not a curated record. NCBI's taxonomy places the organism in Eukaryota, Metazoa, Chordata, Mammalia, Eulipotyphla, Talpidae. Gene Ontology annotation, molecular function: sodium channel inhibitor activity; ubiquitin protein ligase activity; protein binding.